Molecule: messenger RNA, 656 nt
Organism: Betta splendens (Siamese fighting fish)
Lineage: Eukaryota; Metazoa; Chordata; Actinopteri; Anabantiformes; Osphronemidae
Product: histone H2AX
Exons: 1
Coding region: 93-521 (142 amino acids)
Cellular component (GO): nucleosome
Molecular function (GO): protein heterodimerization activity; structural constituent of chromatin; DNA binding
Source: RefSeq, a predicted model, not a curated record
ACAAGGAGGUUUAUAUCCAGGUCGGGCAGCCUGUCGAUCUUCUCGCCUACGAGUUCUCACAGAUUUAGUUAUUUUCAGCUUGAUUAUCGACAAUGUCUGGAAGAGGAAAGACCGGAGCUAAGGCCCGCGCUAAGGCCAAGACCCGUAGCUCCCGCGCCGGUCUGCAGUUCCCCGUUGGCCGUGUCCACCGUCUCCUCCGUAAAGGUAACUAUGCAGAGAGAGUCGGCGCCGGCGCCCCCGUGUACCUGGCCGCGGUGCUGGAGUACCUCACCGCCGAGAUCCUGGAGCUGGCCGGCAACGCCGCCAGGGACAACAAGAAGACCCGCAUCAUCCCCCGCCACCUCCAGCUGGCCGUCCGCAACGACGAGGAGCUGAACAAGCUGCUCGGCGGGGUCACCAUCGCCCAGGGCGGCGUCCUGCCCAACAUCCAGGCCGUCCUGCUGCCCAAGAAGACCGGCCAGGCCGCACCGACCUCCGGCAAGGCGGGAAAGAAGGCUUCGUCGCAGUCCCAGGAGUACUAGCUCCGCAGCUAAUGCCCCGCACCCCAAAGGCCCUUUUAAGGGCCGCCACUCACCGAAAGAGCAACGCUUCCUUUGGCCGCUGACUUGUUUUACUCCUCAAUCUGGUUUUUAUUCAAUAAACGCUCGUUUUGUAAA